UCUUUGUCAAGAAAAAUUUGCAUAAGCUUUCUCAGAAGACGAUGAUCCAAGCUGCUUUUACCAUCUUUGACGUAAUUCAGCGAUAUAUCAUCAUGACGUCACCUCGAUAAUGUUCGUCGAGACAACACAACUUUCUACAUUUCAUUAUUUAGUGGUCAACGUCUGAAAGCGUAAACGGUCAUUUCUCAUUAUUUGGUAAAUUUCAUUAAUAUUUUAGACCUGUAAUAAGAUUCGUCAACCGAUGAUGCAUGCAAAUAGGGGAAUCUCCGAAUCUAUACAGCCACGUGAUCAAUAAAUUCCACAGAACGUCAUAAUAGUGUCGCAGAAAUGUUGCACCAUCAUUUUCGUCAGGCGUUGAACUCGACUCCGUCGGGAAAUUGCGUUCAAAUACUGAAGUAAUCGACUAAAAUACCUACUUCCGAGAAAUCAGUGGAAUUAGUAAGCUCCAAAGUUGAAUUUUGCUCUGAACGCAGAAUUUACAAGGUGCUAGGUGUUUCUACGGAGUUUAUUGCUGAGUUGGCAUCUCUCUACCCCAGCCACCAGGGGUCAGUGUGAUACAGGUUGAAGGCAAACGUACUCAGAACAGGCUGUAAAACAAGACAUGAAGAUCCUCGCCAAGGAAAUCCUUGUGCUGCUACAAGUGCUACCAUGGAUGAUAUUAUCUGCCGUAGCAAAGCCCCUACCAGGUUGCUCACAGACAUCAGAAAUUGAACUCUAUGACCCCAUUGAUCCAGCUAAGACUAUAUGCAGAAUAUGUCCUGAGUGUCCCGAAGGUCAAGGAUUGACCCCACAGUGUGGUAGCAUGGUUCGAAAUGACACCAAAAUAGAAUGUUUACAAUGCCAGGCAAAUGUGACAUAUUCCAACAGCCAUGGCAUAGAAAGUUGCAAGGCUUGCCAUGAAUGUGGUUUAAAGAAUGUAAUUCAGCACUGCACACCAGACAAAAAUCGCAAAUGUGGAACAAAGUGUCCCCAAGGAUAUUUCCUGGAUGACAAUCAUAUCUGCCAGGAAUGCUAUUUUUGUUGUGACAGUGUCAGUGAAGCCCAGAGACGUCAAGGGUGCAAAGACAUUGGAAUGAGCAGGGACUGGCAGUGUGAAAAAACUGAGCAAAAUCGGUACUGUAAGGAUCAGCUAGCCUUUAAAAAAGUGACACCUAAACCAACUGACACAGAACCAACUGUCCCUCCUAAUCAUAAUACCAUGACUGAGAAACAUGUUAAAACCCAAGUUCAUGACAAAUUUGCAACUACCUUGCCACAUGAACCUGGCAAUAACCUUACUAGGUCACAAAUUUUAUCAGGUGAUGGAAGUACACAUACAACAAUUCAAGGGACAGGAAAUUUGACAGUGUUAGCUGAAAGUGAUAAUUCUGCAAAUGCAGCCCAAUCAACAAACAAAGAUGAGGAGAAAGAAGAACAUGGAGCUGUAUCCUUAAGAGUUGUUUUAGGAGUAGUAAUUAUUAUCUUCAUCAUCUCAACAUUGGCCCUAAUGACCUCAAAACGUGUACACCAGUUUUGCCAGUUUUCAAGAACAACCCAAAGAAACCUGGCAGAUAAUGGUGAAUUGAUACCACUGAACUCCAUCUGUGGACACACAGAUUCGGGCCGAGCAUCUCCUCAAGACAUAUUAACUGAAGUCCCUCCAUUGUCUUGGGCAGAUAACAACGUGACAACUGAAGAGCAGGAAGAGUGUGGCAAGGAAGUUUGCAAGCCAAAUCCAGCAGAAAUUCCAACAGAUUGUCGCAUCUCUGAGAUGGAACAGUUGCGUGACGAUGAAGGUUAUUUGAUGUUAUUCUACAUUCAAAAAAAGCUUGAUCCACUUGGGACUUCAAAUCGAAAAACAUGGCGCAGCAUUGGACAAGUGUUUCAAGUCAGCUCUGAUGAUUUGAACAUGAUAGAAACUGAGUAUAUAGCAAGGAGAAGUCCUACAGAAAGCCUGCUCGAACUAUUAAAAAAUCGUGAGAAGGAACCCACUAUGAGAGAGUUUGUUCAAGCCCUUAUUAUUUGUGAUAGAUAUGAUGUGGCACAUGUCAUCUGCAAUUGGCCUUGGGCAAAAUACUUUGUACCAGUUCACAGUGAUGUGGUUCAGUAGGCAACAACCUGAGGCAAUGAAGUUCAAGUUGGUGACAUAAAUCUUUCAACAGAAAGUUGAUGGUUACACAGCAAAAGCAGUUGGUCAAAGAACACCUGGUUACAGAAUCCCAGGAUGAAGCCCAGAAAAAUAGCACUUCAGCUGGGACGAAACCUAUCUCAUGCCAUCAACCUCCUAGGUUAGUUCCACUGCAAAUGUUCUGAAAUAGGAGGUACAUGUCCGCAGAGACAGAAUAAAAAAAACAUCAAUAUUGUGAACUGCAGGGAAUGAAGUUGUCUAAAGCGACUUAAUGUAAGUGGUUGUAAAGAAACCUUUGAUGACCAUCGUGAUACGGGGUAUCAAAAAAAGUAAGCUCCUUGCAGCAGUUGGUCUCUGCAACUGCUUGCAGGGUGCAGCCACUGGGGGCAUGGCAAGAAUAAUUGUGCCUGAACAAACUUAUUGCAUCUAAUGAUUUACAGAAGAUAAAUCAUCACAUGUGAAUUUAUAUGGACAGCAGCAGUUACAAGCUUUAAUGUCACUGAAGUGAAAGCACUUUAUGCAGAGAAGGCCCAUACAAUUACAUGCAAGGCUUCUUUGAAUGGAUUCAAACCAAUGGAAGAAUAGCAAUCACUAAAAAAGUGGUUCGCAGUUAUAAAGCAGUUGCAAAUGGUAUUCAAACCAAUGACCUUUGCAAUUACCUGUAUAUAGAGUUUCAUUACUCCAUAUGGCAGUCAAUACAUGUAAUCCUACUGUAAUUCAUAAAUACAAACUAUACUAAAUAUUACAUUAGCACUAUUUUAAUCAGACUAUUAUACUAAAUACUAGCAGCUUUUUUAGCUUAUAAAUCGCAACACAUUACUCUUCGCUCUGCAGAUGUAGCUUUUAAACUAUUUUACCAUUGAAAGGACUCAGCAUUUUUCUAGAGAUUUCCAAAAAAUAUUUCAAACAUUUCAGUUCCAGGAUGUGUUUUCCAAGCAUAACACUACUGGCAAUUGUUUUCCUCAACAUUGGUUAAUCGAGGCAAGGCACCAUCAUUUACAAAGACUAUCAGUAUCUUGCUUUGUUGCGAGUUUAAUACUACAUUUUGGAGUAUGUCAGUUAUAGGAUAUAAUAAUGGCCCACAUCAUUGUAGCUGCAUUAAACAUUUUUAAAUAAAAUUAUUCAGUGCAUAUCUUAUCACUAUUAUUAUGAGCUAUUCCAGACUUAUGGCUUGUUUUUAAUUGUAUAUUUACUCCUACAUCAUAUCUAUCACUAUUACUACUAGCUAUUCCAGACUUCUGCUUGUUUCAAAACGUAUAUUUUUUAUGAUCCUAGGUUAGCCCUCAUUGUUAUUCAGUGCCUUCUAAAUCGUCAUUUAGUUUUCUUAAGGCAAAAUUAACUGUUAGUAAUGUUUGUAAAGACAAUAAAAAAUAACAUCCAAGAUAAAAAGUGGCCUUCUACAUUUGUUCUAAUUAUUACCAACUACAUGUAGGAAAACCAUUUUGCUUGUGUGACAGCUGCACAGUUACAUUACUUCUGAAUGCUUUGCCUAUAGGGAAGCUUAGCAUGCAGGGAGAAGGAUUUCAGUGUGAUGGUGCCUGGUAGGUGCCACUCACAGGGAUGUCCUAGGGCUUGGCUCCACCAACCUUACAAGCAGCCUAUGACCCCCAACUAUAUUGUUGAUGUGUUUAACCAGAAAUAAAAGGGGUUGCUAUUAUUGCCUUACACUUCAAUUAACUAAUGGAUAUUCAGCAAUCACAAGAGUCUUUUUAAUAUUACUUAGCAUAUAUUUUUAUUAUUCAGCUCAUUCAAGUUUCAAUUUUUACAAUUCAUCACUUUCAAGUUAAACUUGUGAAGUUGUUGCUAUAGAUCGCUACAUGAACUUGAGAGGAAACAAAACAAUAGUAAAAAGAUCAUAACACGUCAGUACAGAUACAUUGCUUGAAGUUUAAUGGCAAUGGUAAAUGGUCAAGUGAAAGCCUCAUGAUUGAAUUUGUCGUGAUUGAAUUUGUCAAAUUACUCACUGGAUUAUGACUGAAUAUGUUAAAUCAUUACUGGCUUUCAAAUGUACAGUGAACAUGACAGGUGACAUCUAUGAUUUAGAAUAAUUCUCAAACUCAUCAGUACAUUAUUUUAAUUCAUCAAGUUUAAACUAAGGAAAUCGUGACUGUGAGAGUGUUUGGAUAUCUGAUCUUAAUUAGCAUAGAUCUUUACGAUUUUAUUUUCC
This is a messenger RNA of Orbicella faveolata, 4274 nucleotides long. RefSeq lists its product as uncharacterized. Gene Ontology annotation, molecular function: protein binding; signaling receptor activity. The record is from RefSeq and is a predicted model, not a curated record. Lineage: Eukaryota; Metazoa; Cnidaria; Anthozoa; Scleractinia; Merulinidae. Gene Ontology annotation, biological process: positive regulation of canonical NF-kappaB signal transduction; positive regulation of JNK cascade; signal transduction.